Molecule: messenger RNA, 1786 nt
Organism: Brassica napus (rape)
Lineage: Eukaryota; Viridiplantae; Streptophyta; Magnoliopsida; Brassicales; Brassicaceae
Exons: 8
Coding region: 163-1641 (492 amino acids)
Source: RefSeq, a predicted model, not a curated record
GAAUAUACAUUUUUUUCUCGUAUCCCAAAAACCUAUAUAUAUAUAGCUCAAAGACUGAAAGAGUGAGAGAGAGGGAAAGGAAAGGAAACAAGAAGGUUUGUUCCUUCGUCUUGCAUGCGACUGUGAAACAAAGAAAGAAAGCUCUGACAAGUUUCGACAAAAAUGGCGCCGAAAGAGGAAGACGGCAACGUAAACGCCGAUGGUAAUCUGGCGGAAGCGGGAGAGAUGGAUGAGCUGUUGCAGGAAAUAUCGGACGUUCUUCGUUCUCAAGUUGAUAUUGCUUCGUUACCUCCUGUUCAUGAAGAUGAGAGCCCCCUAGGCGAGAAGAAAGAGACCACGGACACGUCAUCUUCUUGCUCUCAAGGAGUUGAUAGAAGCAUCCAGAAUAUUAGUAGUGAUCAAGAGACGAGUAAUGAGCAAGGAACCAGUACUAAUCAACUAUUCGCUGUUUCAUCUACUACUAGUAAUGUGCCUGUAACCUCGGUUGAAGCAACAUUUCAGCCAUCUUCUAGUGACAUAACAAAUGUUGAAACCAAGAGUGUGCCAGUAAAUUCAGGUGAAUACGAGAUGUUUUGCCGUUUUGGGGCGCCAACAAUGGAUGAUGCUUUGAAGAGGAGAUAUAAUUUAGUUAUCAACGAGAGUGUAACUAAAGCUCCUGUCGAGAAUGACCGUCCCUUGCCUGAUGAUGAAGACGUUACUAAUUCAAUUGAUUACACAUCUAGUGACUAUGAUGAAACAAGAGAUCGACUUAAAAUGCCUCUCUCUCUACUCCCUAUAGAGAAUGUUGACGACUCAAAAGAGCUGAGCAAAAUAGAUCCCUCCUCCUCAGACCAUCUUGAAGCAGAACAUGUGCAGUCUGGAACUCAUGAGUCGGUGAAUCAGCCAAUGCCUACAAGACAAAGCAUUACUACUACUGCAUCUUCACCUUCUCGUAGCCUAUCGGUUCCCAUGACCAAGGCAUUGAUAACAUCCACUGACUUUGUACCAAAGAGGAACCAACAAGCCAUGAACCUACCACAGACACAGAGGAACCUACCGCAGACACAGAGGAACCAACAAGCCAUGAACCUACCACAGACACAGAGACCUCCUUCAGGGCAGUAUGGUAAUAUCACGAGACCUCCUUACUUGCCACCAUCAGCAGUACUACCAUUACAGCAACAUGGUGGUAGUACUACUAGUAACAUGGCGCAUUAUGUUACUAUGGUGACAUCUCCUUACUGGCGACCAGAACAGAACGCCAUCUACAACAUGCCUCCUCAGUCAGCAGCAGCAUUUCAGCAACAUGGUCGUAGUAACAUGAUGACAUUUCCUUACUGGCGGCCAGAACAGCACGGCAGCUACAACAUGCCUCAGUACUCAGCUGCCUCUAUGGUUCCUUCUGCUUACGGUUCUGCUAACACCUUUGGCACGUGGAGUGAUAAUAACCCAGCAAACUCGAGGUUUGGCUAUGAAGGUGGUGUCUCAAGCAACUACUUGCCAUCGAUUCAGCCGCAUCAGAGUGGAGACUUCAAUGCGUGGCGACCUAGUUCCAGCCACAGCCCACAAGAACAGCAAAUUUGGAAUGAUGUCUAUGCAUCUAUGGACCAACAAAACGAUGGGAGUGAUCCAUCUGACGAAACCCAACCAACAAAACGAUAGGAGUGAUCCAUCUGACGAAACCCAACAACGGUCACGGCCAAGAGACAACUAGAGUAAUCAAAAAUCAACCAUAUCAGAACUGAUGACUUUCUUUAGAUGGCUUUAAGCUACUUUGUUUGUGCCUUCGAAAAUACUCUGAUAACGU